Molecule: messenger RNA, 627 nt
Organism: Aspergillus lentulus
Lineage: Eukaryota; Fungi; Ascomycota; Eurotiomycetes; Eurotiales; Aspergillaceae
Source: RefSeq, a predicted model, not a curated record
AUGACCGCCGCGGAUACCAAUGAGUCUAGGGGAGAUCCCUUCCGGAAAACCUGCCUUGUGCCCUACGUGGACGUUGAUUCGGCCCCUCCUGCUAUUCAAGAGAAGCUUAAAGUGCUUCCAUUUCGGCGUAACAUCCUCCUGACGUUGGCUCAUUCCCGGGGCCUAUUUCCACAUUUUAGCGGUCUCCUGGGUGCUUGUUUCGAUGGGAAACAGCGCAAUCUGCCAGUCUUCGAUUGGCAGUUGAUCGUGCUGCGGAUUGCUACAGUCCUCAAGGCUAAGUAUGAGUUUGAUGUUAAUCAGCCUGUGGCUGAGGUAUUUGGAUUCCCGAAAGAAAAGAUCGACGCUAUUGAGUGCUCUACUCAAGAAAUCUUGGAUGGUAGAGGUCCGUGGACUGAUCGGGAUCUGGUGAUUCUUCGCCUUAUCGAUGAACAGCUGGCGACUUAUGACAAUAAGCCUGAAACAGUCAAGGACGCUCUCGAACUGCUGUCCGUGGAGGAAACAGUCGAGGUUUUAAUGAUGAUCGGUAUCUAUGCGCUAUUAGCUCGGGUAAUUAAAGGCUUAAAGGUGGAUGAUGACCAGCCGAUUCCUGACUUGAAGGAUAAAAUCAAGGCUGCCAUUACUGAUUGA